AUGGGUAUUGCACAAGAAAUCGAUUUACCAUUCCUCUCUCAAUACUUUCACCUGCCAAUCAAUGACGUUGCCAAAGAGAUUGGCGUCUGUGCCACAGUACUAAAGAAGAUUUGCAGGAAGAAUGGCAUUCCAAGAUGGCCACAUCGCAAGAUUAAGAGCCUGGACAAAAUGAUCAUGAACUUGGAACAAACCACGCCAAAGAACACCGAGGAAGAGCUUAGAAUCGGCGAAGAGAUCAUGUCGCUGAGGAGCAAGAAGGCCUACCUCAUCAAACAUCCAAAUAUACUGGCUAUCAAGUCACCAAUGAAGAAAGAGGUCGACCUACUCCAAGAGAGGAUCAGUGAGAAUGAGUUGGCCAACGUGGCCUCGCCCCCACUGUCAUCCAUCAAUUUUGGCUAUCUGACCGCCGCCGCCUCUGCCGCCGCUUCGAGCUUUGCCAACUCGCCAAUGUCCUCGCCCGCCUUCUCGAGCACGAGCCCGGUGAUGGUGAGCCGAGUGGCCACCCCACUGCUCCAGCGCGAGAUGUCCUUCCAGAGCCUUUUGAACAGCAGCCUAUCAUCGCCAUCUCUACCCAACCUCUCACCCUGCCACACGCCAGUACUUUCCAGACAAAAUUCUGCCGACUCGCUAUCUCCAUUCCACGGUGCCCUGAAGGCGCUGCCAACACAAUCCCCACAUUACCAAGACGCCUACCCAAUCCACCUGCCCAAGCUCAACCUGCCAGACGUUGGCGCCACUUUCACUCUAAAGACAUUGGAGCCCUCACCAAUGUUGCCAUCGCCAAUCCAAGAGGUCAAUGGCCUGUCGCCACUCUCUCAAUCUGCGGCACCCGCUCAGGCUCCCCUCCCAGCAUGGUUCAAGGCAGAGCAUGAGAGCAUCGUUGGCGGCCAGCCAGCCUCACCUACGAAGAUGGCCGUGGAGAGCACCACUCGCGCCUAUCCAUCGUCAUCAUCAGUGAUUCGUGUUGACCAAUUGAUCCAAGAGGAUGACCAAGUGCCCUCGCCUCAUCUAUCGCCCCUUUGUUUUGAAUAA
Molecule: messenger RNA, 1032 nt
Organism: Acytostelium subglobosum LB1
Lineage: Eukaryota; Evosea; Eumycetozoa; Acytosteliales; Acytosteliaceae
Exons: 2
Coding region: 1-1032 (343 amino acids)
Molecular function (GO): DNA-binding transcription factor activity
Source: RefSeq, a predicted model, not a curated record